This is a messenger RNA of Piliocolobus tephrosceles (Ugandan red Colobus), 1945 nucleotides long. Its product is annotated as UDP-galactose translocator-like. The transcript has 2 exons. Gene Ontology annotation, cellular component: Golgi membrane. The record is from RefSeq and is a predicted model, not a curated record. NCBI's taxonomy places the organism in Eukaryota, Metazoa, Chordata, Mammalia, Primates, Cercopithecidae. Gene Ontology annotation, molecular function: pyrimidine nucleotide-sugar transmembrane transporter activity. Bases 1222 to 1740 code for a protein of 172 amino acids. Gene Ontology annotation, biological process: pyrimidine nucleotide-sugar transmembrane transport.
UUCACCGUGUUCACCAGGAUGGUCUCGAUUUCCUGACCUUGUGAUCCACCCGCCUCGGCCUCCCAAAGUGCUGGGAUUACAGGCGUGAGCCACCGCGCCCGGCCUGUUUUGCUCUUAAUCUUAGCCUCUCCCUCAUCUUUACCCUUACAUACCCAUCCCUCUAAUUUCUCCUUCAACACUUGACUUACCUGGCCUGCCCUAUUCCAUGUUGGUUUCACAUGCUCCGACCUCAGCUGUCACCUCUCUUGCCCUGCUUAUUUGUCUCGGUUCAGUGCAACCUCCACCUCCCGGGUUCAAGCGGUUCUCCUGUCUCAGCCUCCCGAGUAGCUGGGUACAGGUGCAUACCACUACACCCGGCUAAUUUUUUUUUUUUUAAGUAGAGACGGGGUUUUGCCAUUCUACCCAGGCUGGAACCCCUGAGCUCAGGUGAUCCGCCCGGCUCAGCCUCCCAAAGUGCUGGGAUUACAGGCGUGAGCCACUGCCCCUGGUCCAGACUCUUGUCCUUCCAAAUGCUAACCUGUGAGCCUUUCACCUGUCCCCUUUAUUUGCCAUCCUCAUUGGUGACUCACUUGUCUUCUCUACGUCAACUUUCCUUUUCCUUUUCACUUGUUUAUCCUCACCUGCUCUGUUUUUAUCUGCUAGCUUACAUGCCUGACUCGCACCUGGUGAUUCAGCCAGUACGCCCUCACCCGACCCCGACAGGUCAAAGUUUCGUGGUCCCCAGAUUCCCCUGUGCUGUCCAGGGGGUGGGGCCUCGCUGGAAGACGGGAAAGCGGAACUUCAGUCCAACCAGGAAGCACCUGGAGUUUCUGAUUCGGAAGGGGCGGUCCCUUAUGGAGAAGCUGCCAAUAAAGAGCCGAGAUGAAAGAGGGAUGGCUUAACCGAUGAGACUAGGAGACGGGAUCGGGGGGUGAUCUGGCAAGCGCGAUCAGUUAAGCGGACGAACAGCAGGACAAGGCGGGUCUAGUGACAGGAAUGGGCCGAUGAAGCUCUAGGGGCGGUGGGUUGGCCGAUCGGGCCGUUUCCCCGGCAUCCAGAUCCGACGGAAUUUGGAAAUCCCGGGGCUACUCUUACGUUGAGCUUUUAGGAUCGAAGGAGAAAAGCCACCACCCUGACGAUCCCGGCUGUCGACCCACCUUCACUCAGGCGGCCUGGAAGCGGAAGUGACGAACACGGAAGUGAUCUGCUGUUACCGAGGGGACGGGCCGGGCAAAUGCCAACAUGGCAGCUGUUGGGGCUGGUGGUUCCACCGCGGCGGCCGGGCCAGGGGCGCUUUCCGCGGGUGCAUUAGAGCCGGGGACUGCGAGUGCGGCUCACAGGCGCCUGAAGUACAUAUCCCUAGCUGUGCUGGUGGUCCAGAAUGCCUCCCUCAUCCUCAGCAUCCGCUACGCCCGCACGUUGCCAGGGGACCGCUUCUUUGCCACCACUGCUGUGGUCAUGGCGGAAGUGCUCAAAGGUCUCACCUGCCUGCUGCUGCUCUUCGCACAGAAGAGGGGUACGAGCCAGGGAGGGGGCUGCACCGGGGUCGGUGCGUGGGACUCCACAUGUAUGUGCGUGUGUUCACACAGACGGUUUGCUUCAAGAGUGUCUCCAAAUCUCAACCUGCCUGGGGCGCCCCUCCAGCUAUGUGUAGCUGCAUCUUACACUUUUCUAGCCCUAACAGCCAGGGAGCUGACCUGUGUGAACUGUAGGAGUGGGAUUGUCUAUGCUUAUAGAGUAGCAGGGGUCUCUCACAUGUGAUUUAGUCAUCUUUAGCUUUAUAUCAUGGAGAAUUCCGAAUACAUGCAAAAUCAGAGAGAAUAAUCAAAUAGUAACAUAUCCAUGUACCCAUCCCCCAGAGUUAGCAAUUAGCAACUCAUGGCCGCUUUAAACAAUAUCAGUGAUUGUUCACUCACUGCCAAUCUAUAUGUCUACCUACAUCCUUAUCCCCUUAUUAUUUUUUGUU